Messenger RNA from Stylophora pistillata, 1263 nucleotides. RefSeq names its product trigger factor-like. The record is from RefSeq and is a predicted model, not a curated record. NCBI's taxonomy places the organism in Eukaryota, Metazoa, Cnidaria, Anthozoa, Scleractinia, Pocilloporidae.
AUGGUAGAGCAGCGCUUAGAGUCUAUCGCAAAAGAGGCAAAGAUUGAUGGUUUUCGCCCCGGUAAAGUCCCUUUGUCAGUGGUGCGCCAACGUUUCUCUGAUAAAGCUACAGGUGAAGCUUUGGGGGAGGCUGUUGAUCAGGCUUCUUGGAAGGCAUUGGAUGAAAAGAAAGUCAAGCCAGCUUUGCGUCCACAAUGUAAAAUUAUCAGCUAUGAUAAGGGGAAAGAUCUUGAAUUUGAAAUGUCUGUUGAGGCAUUGCCAGAAAUUAAAGCUCCUAAGAUAGAGUCUCUUACUUUUGAAAAAUUGAGUGCAGAGAUCUCUGAUAAGGAUGUCGAUGCUCUUUUGAAGCGUACAGCUGAAAAUUUAGACUUAAGUGAGCCUGUCCAAAAAGCACGCGCAUCCAAAGAAGGCGACACUCUUGUUGUGGACUUUGAAGGGCGUGUCGAGGGAAAGGCUCUCGAUGAUGAAAAAGUGAAAGAUUAUUCUUUUAAAAUUGGCUCUGGCCGCAUGAUGCCAGAGUUUGAAAAACAGCUCAUUGGUAAGAAACCUGGAGAGACAGUAGAAGUCAAAGUAAAGCUUCCAAAGGAUCAUUCGGACAAAGAAUUUGCAGGUAAAGAGUUUGUCUAUACCGUUGAGAUCAAAGAACUCAGAGAACCCAAGUCAAUUAAAAUGGAUGAUGAUUUGGCGAAGUCUUUAGGGCGUAAAAGCUUAGAGGACUUGCGUAAAGAAGUUCGCAGCCAAAUGGAAAAUGAAAGUGAAAAUCGCUCGUUUGUUCAUGAAAAACGCCAAGUUUUGGAUGUGUUGGCAGAGAAGACAACGUUUGAAGUGCCAGAAAGCUUAAAAGAACAAGAAUUUAAGGUGAUUUGGGAUCAGUUACAGCAACAAAUUUCUCAUCAGCUUGAAGACAAAAAGCCUUCAAAGAAAGAGCUGGAUGAUUUGAAAAAGCAAUAUGAAAAACUUGCAGAUCGCCGUGUGCGCUUGGGGCUUCUUUUAGCACAGAUGGGGGAAGAGCAUAAAGUAACCGUUUCUGAUAAAGAACUCGGUCAAGCAAUUAUGGCACGAGCUCAGCAAGAUCCUCAAAGGGCAAGUGAAAUCGUUGAUUAUUAUCAGAAAAAUGCAGAAGCACGGUCUCAUCUAAGAGCUCCAAUUUUUGAAAAUAAAGUGGUGCGCUUAGUUUUAGAUAAAGCCAAGGUGAAGACGAAGAAGCUUCCUUUAGAAGAGUUUAACAAGAUUGUUGAUGAGGUUUCUGGCGAAGAAGCGUAA